AUGCACAGAAACUCGCAGAGUAGCUACAUUCCACAUACAAGUGCCUCUUCGUCACGUAACGCUACGACUGGCUCGCCUCAGAGCCGGGACGACCAACGUCGCCUGAGCGUAAGAGAGGGCUAUGAACACUUUAGGCGAGCCGAUGUGGACUCCAGGGCCAUAUACCAUCCCCAAACCGGUGGCUCCUACGCAGAUGAGCGUAACGGAGAGACUUGGCUAGAUUUUAUAAGGAACAGAGAGGAGCCUGAAGCUAGUGAGCGAGUGUCGAACCCUGCGGCUUUACGAAGCAGACGUCCAGCUGCUCCGGCUUACUUAAACACUUCUGGUCACCGUGAAGGGACUGAUGCACGCAAGAGACGUUUGACUGCUCCAGAAAGUCCAGGCAGAAGACACGGAAACGGGCCACCGCAUAGUGAAGAUAAUCGCGCCCCGGGAGUCAUUUCACGAUACAGGCCUUCUAUUCCACUGUCAUACAGCAGUAGGGAAGAGUAUGUUGGUCGUGAUCUUCAAAAUCCAUCGGCCAUGGAAAUUGUAGACUCCAUGCCACAAAACUCGGAUAUUGCAGACCAACCUAGCUCCAUGUCUACAGAUUUCAGUGCACUCGAGCCUCCAGGUCGCAAUGAUGUUAUACUUCCUCUUUGGCAACCGGAUCAUGAAGUUUCCAAGUGCCCUAUAUGCGGAAAUUUCUUUGGUCUGUUCUACAGGCGACACCAUUGCCGGAAAUGCGGCCGUGUCGUCUGCGCAAAUUGUUCUCCCCAUCGUAUAACGAUACCACGGCAAUUCGUUGUACACCCACCUUCGCCUACAAGCGGCGGUUCCUAUUUCAAUUCUGAUCUGGAUGAUAUUGGAGGCAAUCCUACAAUGACGAAUCCCAUGAACAAUCCAGCGCUCGGUGGAGGCGAUGAGGUUAGGGUGUGCAAUCCUUGCGUCCCAGAUCCAAAUCUAAGCCCACCGCCUCAGCAGCAUCGCUUAAUUGAUGGCUCGACAUUUCCAAAUUUCUGGGCAGAAGAUCGGGUAGCACAUCAGCAGCGCGAAAACUCGCAUACAAGCACGAGGCACGAUAACAGUGGCAGCUCACCUAUGCCUUCGCGUUCUUCGCUUCAUAGACCUUCCUAUUCCAUCAGUGGACCGUCGGUGGUACCACCAAACAUUCACAGUCGCCCACGCAAUUAUGAUGGACGUACUGGGCUCUACCAAUCAUCACCAACAAACAGUCAGAAUUCCACCUCUCAGUUACUUACUUCAUCGCUGCCUCAGAUGCACCGGUAUCAACACAUGAAUCGUCAGCUCGACUCCAUGCGAGCGCAGAGAAGACCAAUACAACGCCAGUCGUCAGACGCAAAUGCCUACUUUAACACCACGUCCGCCUACAAUACUGGACCAGAUAUCACACCCAACCCGUUUCUACCAGACCCUUCGUCUCCUCUCCAUGCUCAUACAAGUCAUCCGAUGCCCGCCCAACAGCGACCGCAGAUUGCGGAAGAAGACGAGUGUCCGAUAUGCCAGCAAGAACUCCCACCCAAGGGCCCGGAUGGGAGCGAGACUGAACGCGAAGCACACGUCAUGGACUGUAUCGCAUCAAACUUCGUGCCAUCUUCUACACCAUCUGGCAGUGCUGCGGCUAUGCCGUCCCCUUCUAUUCUAGCAGGCACGGCUGUCGCUCCACCAAUGCCGUCACCGAGGCAGAAUGCUGCUCCGGCCCGGUCGUCUUCAACAAGUGAUGCAGUCCCAAGCAGCUCCUCACGGCCUCGGCGGCAAACAGCAAGUCGGAUGCUGCUGUAUCGUGCGACGGAGAAAGACUGUUUCGACAAGGAUGGAGAUAUACAAGAGUGUGUCAUCUGCUUCGAGGAGUUUGCAGAGGGGGAUGAAAUGGGGAGGCUGGAGUGUUUGUGCAAGUUCCAUAAGACGUGCAUUCGCAAAUGGUGGGAAACGAAAGGCCAGGGGAGCUGUCCUACCCACCAGCUUCAUGGCUAG
This is a messenger RNA of Pseudovirgaria hyperparasitica, 1974 nucleotides long. Its product is annotated as FYVE-domain-containing protein. Bases 1 to 1974 code for a protein of 657 amino acids. The record is from RefSeq and is a predicted model, not a curated record. Lineage: Eukaryota; Fungi; Ascomycota; Dothideomycetes; Acrospermales; Acrospermaceae. Gene Ontology annotation, molecular function: metal ion binding. The transcript is spliced from 3 exons.